AUGGUGCCCGCGGGGGCCGCCCGCCGGGGGCGCCCGCAUCGCCCUAGCCCGGCGGCGCGGGGGGCGGCGGCAGCCAGAGCCCCAUGGCGCGGGCCCGGGCGCGGCGGGCGGGGGCCGGGCGGGGGGGCGGCUCCUCCGCGGCCCCCUCCCGAGCCCUGGGUGCAGGCAGCGCAGCGCAGCGCAGCGGAGGUGGCCGGAGGAGCCGGGCGGGCGGGCGGCCGGUGGCGGCGGGCAGCGGCGGCGGGGACGGCGGGGGCGGCGGGGGGCCAGGCCCGGGCUGGCGGGCAGGCGGCUCAUGUGACCCAGACACGCGCUCCCCACCGGCCCGUGGGGCGGGGGCGGGGCGGCGGGGUGGGGGGGCGAGGCCGCCGGCGGGGCCCGCCUCCUCCACACACCCCCUCCCGCCUCCCUCCGCGGCAGGGGAAAGGGGACGCACCGCCCAGGAGGCCGGGCUCCCCGGUCGCCGCCGCCACUACCCGGAGGUCGGGGCGCUGCCCCUUGGCGAGGCCGGGGCCGGGGGCGUCGGGCCUUAAGGAAGGAGCCGGACACGAGCUCUGCGAAUCACUUUAUUGCGCGCGUUUCGGGGAGCGGACCGUCCAGGGAAGGAAGCAAGGCGGGAACGCACUGCAGGCCCCAUCCAGGACCCAUGCUGAUGACAUCCACCCACCAGGGCUCCAGUCAUACCCAGAGGCCCUGCCUGGUCAGUGACCCUCACUCAGGCCUGCCCACUCCUCAGAAGGCCAGAGAGCAUGGACUCCUGCUUCCUCCUGUGUUCAAGCCCUCCCCACCUGCCAGCCCCCUGCAUUCACCGUAUGCCCCGGUCCAGGUUUCUCAAGAGCAGGCAGGCAGGUCAAGAAAACCAAGCCCAGCCCAUCAGACAGGACCCCUGGCUCCUGCCCACAGCCUUUCCCCUACCAUUGAGCACCUGCCACUCCCUAUGAGGGCUGAAAAAAUGUGGCACCCGCCAGAGAUGCUGGUCUACUCCUGGGAAUUUGAAGCACACCCCCACUGGCUCAGAGUUCCUGCUCCCCCUCCCCACCUCAGGGGUACUGGUACCUCUUUGGACUUGGAGAAGAAAGCUCGUUUAACUUCCUCAGUGCUGGCACCAGGAUGCACCCCCAACAGUUCAUAAUAAGUACUGAGUCUGGACCUGUGGACAGAGUCCCAAACCCGCAGGGGCUGAAGGAACCCAGAAGCUAGCUCUGCCCUGCCUUCUGGACCACACCCUUCAACUCAGCCACCAGGAGCUAAGAGGGCUGAAACAGGUCCCAGGACAGAUCUGUCUCCAGAUCAGCACCCCCUUUGGAGUGUUUCAGGCAUAGUGCAGGUCAGGAUUUCUCAAACUGGAGUCCAAAAACUUGUUGGAAAAAACUGAUUCCUGGCCAGGCGCGGUGGCUCACGCCUGUAAUCCAGCAUUUUGGGAGGCCGAGGAGGGCGGAUCACCUGAGGUCGGGAGUUCAAGACCAGCCUGACUAACAUGGAGAAACCCUGUCUCUCCUAAAAAUACAAAAUUAGCCGGGUGUGGUGGUGCAUGCCCGUAAUCCCAGCUACUCGGGAGGCUGAGGCAGGAGAAUCGCUUGAACCCGGGAGGCGGAGGUUGUGGUGAGCCGAGAUUGCUCCAUUGCACUCCAGCCUGGGCAACAAGAGCGAAACUCCCAUCUCAAAAAAAAAAAAAAAAAAGGAAAAAGAGAAAGAAACUGAUUCCUGACCCCCACCCAAUUGAUUCCUCCAGUUCAGAAUCUCCAGAGCAGAGCCCAGGAAUCUGGAUUUUGUACCCGACACCUCCCCAUCUCCCACCCCCCACAGAGGGUUAUGCACAGUGAUACAGUGAUGCUUGGAAACCACUAGAGCUGUGGUAAGAGCGUUGGGUUUGACCUGGACUCAAACUUCCUCCUCUGCCGCUUAAAUCGGUGUAUGACCUUGGGGGUCUUCUCUAUGUCUGAUCCUCAGCAGGGAAGGCGAGGGUUACCUGAGACAAACCUGGGAGUCUCCUCACACGGAGUAGAGACCACAACUAACUCAGCACGUAGGGCAAACAGAAACCCACUGAACAACCGGGCCGGCCCCCCGCGCCCAACUCACCGCUGCCCGGCGGCCGCUCCGAGGAGCCGGGAGGGAGGGUUGCGGGGCCACAGCCGGCACAGGCGCAGGGGCAGUAAGGGCGGCAUGGCGGUGGGCGGGCAGCUGGGAAAGGAGGCUACCAAGAGCGCAUUGGACCAGGAUGGGGCUAGACUUCAAGCACCCGGGGGCAGAGGGAAGGGGCCUGGCCCGUUGUUCUGCGAAGGAAGACUGAAGCAGGCCCGGGGAGGGGGCGGUUCUUGCCCAGGACCAGACCCGCGUGUCCUUGGACUUGCCCCUUCCUCUGACCCGGGCAUCCGCAGCCCUUCCCCGCGCUGGCUUCGGGGUCUGGCCACCCAGCCAGGGACCGCAAGACCCCGUUCCCACCCAGGGAGCUUGGGGACGGCAGAAGGAGGAGCCACAACCAGGCCCCGCCCCCGCUGCUCACAGACCCGCGGCCGUCGUCAUUUCCUGCGUCUAUUCAGGCCCCGCCCUCGCAUUCUCAUUGGCGUGGAUGCCAAGACCACGUCCACCUGUCAGGAAAAAAAAAUCGGUGGAGACCCCGCCCCUACAUGUCUAUUGGCCUUUGGUGCCUCCGGUCCCCCUGCCUGCGGACUCGCUGGACAGGCGCGGGCGCCCACUUGGGGAGCGGGCGGGACAGAGCCCGCUCUCUGAGGCUUUGUGACGUUUUCGGCCCGGCCACCGUGUCUCCGUUCCGCUGUUGCUCCCCUCUGCAGCGAGGUAUAUCUUACGGAGCUGCUUCCGCCCCGGAGCCUCUCUGGAGCCAGCAAAGGGAGGCACAGUUCUUAUCCCCUGCUUGCAGAGGGGGACGCUGAGGCUGGUCGGGUUUUUUUUUUUUUUU
Molecule: messenger RNA, 2920 nt
Organism: Gorilla gorilla gorilla (western lowland gorilla)
Lineage: Eukaryota; Metazoa; Chordata; Mammalia; Primates; Hominidae
Gene: TRPT1
Product: tRNA phosphotransferase 1
Exons: 2
Coding region: 1-708 (235 amino acids)
Biological process (GO): tRNA splicing, via endonucleolytic cleavage and ligation
Molecular function (GO): tRNA 2'-phosphotransferase activity
Source: RefSeq, a predicted model, not a curated record